Messenger RNA from Euleptes europaea (tarantolino), 990 nucleotides. Its product is annotated as olfactory receptor 14I1-like. Gene Ontology annotation, molecular function: olfactory receptor activity; G protein-coupled receptor activity. Gene Ontology annotation, biological process: G protein-coupled receptor signaling pathway. The record is from RefSeq and is a predicted model, not a curated record. Bases 1 to 990 code for a protein of 329 amino acids. Gene Ontology annotation, cellular component: membrane. The transcript has 2 exons. Lineage: Eukaryota; Metazoa; Chordata; Lepidosauria; Squamata; Sphaerodactylidae.
AUGUUGUCUGAUGCAGUGGAACGUAUUGAUGCCGUUCGUUUCAAUGAAGAAAUGGGAAAUCAAACAACUGUGAAAGAAUUCUUUCUUUUGGGAUAUACUAAUGUCCUAGAGCUGCAGAUUUUACAUUUUGUGAUGUUUCUGUCCAUUUAUUUGGCAGCCUUGGUGGGAAACUUCCUUCUGAUCCUGACUGUAGUCCAGAACGAAUCCCUUCAUAGUCCCAUGUAUUUCUUCCUAGCCAACCUCUCCUUAUCAGAUGCGUGCUAUAUCUCUGCCACUGUCCCCAAAUCCAUGGAAAUUUCCAUGACAAACAGCAAACUGAUUUCUUUCUCUGGAUGCAGCAUCCAAUUGUUUUUAGUUGUCACAUGUGCUGGUGCUGAGUUGACUUUUCUUACUGUCAUGGCUUACGAUCGCUAUGUAGCAAUUUGUCAUCCUCUACAGUACGCAGCGGUCAUGAACUGGAAUGCCUGCAUCCAAAUGGCAGCAGCUUCUUGGAUUAGCAGCCUAAUCAAUGCUGCUAUGCACACUGCAAACACAUUCAGGUUGCAUUUUUGCACCUCUAAGGUUAAACAAUAUUUCUGUGAUAUCCCCCAGUUACUAAUGAUAUCUUGCACUGACGCAACAGCCAGUGUCAUGGUUCUUCUCAUUGAAACAGUGGUUGUUUGCUCAUUUUGCUUUUUUUAUAUCUUAGCUUCUUACGGGCUCAUCUUCUCAGCAGUGUUUAAAAUGCAAUCAGCCCAGGCCAGGGCCAAAGCCUUUUCCACUUGCAUUCCACAUUUGGCUGUGUUCUGCUUGUUUCUGUCUACUGGUGUAUUUUCUUACUUGAGACCAAAAUCUUUAUCUUCACCACUAGUGGACCCUCUGGCUGCUGUAUUGUAUACCAUUUUGCCACCGCUCUUGAAUCCUGUUAUUUAUAGUCUGAGAAACAAAGAAAUCCAAGCAGCUAUGCAGAAAAUGUCAAAGAAUCUUUUUGGAUUUCACUUUAUAAUCUGA